AUGCCGGCCGCGAUGUUUAUGGCCAUAUCGUUGGCCUCAGUGGUCAUACAGGGGAUGUGUCAUUUAGUUAGCAUAUGUUUGCCCCGACACACGGCCUUCGCAGCCAUAAUCAUAGCCGUGUUUUGUAUUGUCACGAGCGAUAUUUUUAUACGCAUUAGUCGAUUGUCACACACAGUACAACAUAUGCUCAAUAUAUUGCCCUUCAAACCCGUAUUUAACUAUUUGAUGGUCUAUUUGUACGGUCGCGGCCGCUGUCUUACCGCGGUGAUUGUAAUCUACAUUUUAUAUACCCUGUUCAUCGAGAAUGACGACCAGGAUCGAUUGAAACCCAUCUUUGAAGACGUCGACCGGCCGUAUAAUCGCAAUGUUAUCGACGGUCAGUACCCGAAGGGUUGGUAUAUAGUGUGCGCUUCAGACGAGGUGCCGAUGGGUGGCGUCAAACCGUUUAGCAUUUGCGGUCAGGAAUAUCUGGUUUUCAGGGGCUAUUCGGGUGUGCCGUCCGUAUUGACCGCCUAUUGUCCCCAUUUGGGCGCCAAUAUUGGU
Medioppia subpectinata is the source of this 543-nucleotide messenger RNA. NCBI's taxonomy places the organism in Eukaryota, Metazoa, Arthropoda, Arachnida, Sarcoptiformes, Oppiidae. The record is from the annotation of a GenBank genome assembly.